AUGCUGAAGAACGCAGGCUACAAGUCCUGCACAUCGGCCAUCACGAACGUGCAGCUCCUGAAGUCCGAGCAGCCAAAGCUCAGUUACCAGUGGAAUGGAGCUGAGGAGGUUGUCGAAGGGAGGAAGGAGAUCUUGACCCGGAUCAAGAGCCUCAAUGAGCAGGUGCGAGAACGGGAGAGCAAACACAUCCUCGACCUGUGCGUGGCCUGCUCUCCCAUCGACUCGCUCGUUUCUGCUGGCAUUUGCGACGGGUCGCUGCGUCUCGUAGACAUGCCCGGGCAGGAUGAGACGGACAACCCCGUGGUGAAGGACUGCUUCCAACAGCUCCUUUCCAUGUGCCACGGCCUGAUCAUCCUUGUGAAAUACAAUUCCGUUAAGUCGGACUCCCUUGCUGUGUUGCUGGAUCGCAUUUCGGACCUUGCACCGCACCUCUACUCCACCCCAGGUGCGCUGACCUUUGUCAUCUCUCAGUGCGAUGCUUUGCGCGCAGACGGGGACUCCGACGACGAGGUGGACACGCCGAAAGAUGCUUUCAAGGAUCUGAAGAAGGAGCUGUUACAGUACCUGGCAAAUCGAGACUGCUUGAUGCUGUAUCCGGGCUUCCUGAGUGAUGUCCGGGUACUCUGUGUCAGCGUUGACCAGAAGAUGGUGGGCGGCCAUGAGUUCGGCCUACUGGUGGAGGCAAUCGGCGAUCUGCAUGGCAUCAUCGCCGAGCUGAAGCGGGCGCGGCAAGUGAAGCUCUGUCAGGAGAUCACAGACGCCUGCGUAGAUCGGCUGCAGGCCGUGCGCGGAGAAUAUCCUAGCCGGGCCGCAGAGGUGAAAUUUGGUCUGCUUGCUCCUGAACCCUGGAGCUGUUCGCCAGAUCUACCUUCACAAGAGCUUUUUUAG
Symbiodinium sp. CCMP2592 is the source of this 888-nucleotide messenger RNA. The record is from the annotation of a GenBank genome assembly. NCBI's taxonomy places the organism in Eukaryota, Dinophyceae, Suessiales, Symbiodiniaceae.